AUGAGCGUUGAAGAAGGCACCCAUACUCUCCCUGACGGGACUGAGUUGUAUACCAAGACAUGGAAGCCAGAUGGACUACCUCGGGCGGUCCUGGCCUUUGUUCAUGGAUUCAGUGACCACUGCAAUGCCUACUACGAGCUAUUCCCGACUCUCGCAUCCUCCGGAAUCGAGGUUCGCGCAUUUGACCAACGAGGCUGGGGCCGCACCUUCAAACACCCUCGAGACCGCGGCAAUAGCGGCGGCACCACCCUCGUCCUCUCCGACAUCCACUCCUUCCUCCUCGGUCUAACCGCCCACCCCAACACCCCCCUCGUCCUAAUGGGCCACAGCAUGGGUGGUGGUGAAGUCCUUAACUAUGUCCUCCACCCAGACUCCCCCUACAACCAAUCGCCAUCCAACCAACGGCCCCAGCUCGCCGGUGUAAUGGCCUACUCUCCGCUUAUCGCCCUGGACCCAGCAACCCGCCCCAUGGCUUUAACCGUCAUCCUGGGAAGGCUGGUAGCCCGUAUCUUACCGCGCUGGCAGCGGCAUUCCCCGCUGGACCCGAAACUGGUGUGUCGGGAUGAGACGGUCGUGGCGGAUUACAAGACUGACGAGUUGUGUCAUGAUAUCGGGACGUUGGAGCAGUUGGCGGGGAUGUUGGAUCGGGGCUUAUGGUUGGAGAAGUUGGAGGGUGGGGAUUUGGGGGAUGUGAAGCUUUUGCCGGUGUGGUUUGGGCAUGGAGAUGAGGAUCGGAUUACUAGUUGGGCGGCGACGAAGAAGUUGGCUGAUGUUCUGGGGAAGAAGGGGGAUGUUACUUUUGUUUCUUACGAGGGGGCUUAUCAUCGGGUGCAUAUGGAUCCUGGUGAAGUCCGGGAGCGGUUUGUGAAGGAUGUUGCGGAUUGGGUGUUGAAGAGAGCUCCCGUUGCUGAGAGUGCUGCAGAGUCAUGA
This is a messenger RNA of Penicillium brasilianum, 930 nucleotides long. The record is from the annotation of a GenBank genome assembly. Lineage: Eukaryota; Fungi; Ascomycota; Eurotiomycetes; Eurotiales; Aspergillaceae.